CAGCUCUUACCCAAUAUGUUCGUGUUGAUCAUCUACUAUGAAGUUUUGUUUCUUUUGCAUUGGUGGGUGCAAAUUCAAUUCACUUUUAUUUGUAUAGCGCUUUUAACAAUGGACAUUGUCCCAAAGCAGCUUUACAGAAAUGUAUAAAUUCAGUAAUUUUUUAAAAAUUCAAAUCCAUGAAUUUGUCCCUAAUGAGCAAACUAGAGGCGACUCUAGCAAGGGAAAAUCUACCUGAGACGAUAUGAGGAAGAAACCUUGAGAGGAAGCAGACUCAAAAGGGAACCCAUACUAAUCUGGAUGACAACGGAUAGUAUAAUUAUAAAAAAGUCCCUUCUGUAAAUAUGCUAAUAUUACAUGGUCAAAUAAUGCAGUUGUGUAACCAGGAAAAUUCAUUAAAGUUUAUACAUGAAGUCUGUUUUGUUGUACUUAUCCACUGUUCACUGAUUGAGAUGAGUGCAAAUCUGUUUGUGGUAAUUGCAGUGCUAAAGCUAUCAUAGCAAUUGUAGUCCUGGCCAUCAUAGCAUAACUCUUCAUAUGAGUUGAGGUCCAAAGCCAUCUUUAUGGUUUUAAGUGGUGACAUCCUCAGUAAUCUCAGUGAGCUUUAGGAUGCGCCAUGUGGGGCCAUCCUCAGCAGCAGCAUGUAACUUCCAAUUGAUGAGAACUCCAACCAGAAGUAGGGCAUCAAGAAGGAUCAGGCAGGUCAGGAUCACUGGCAUCUCAGAAUAAUCAUGUGUAGCUCGACAGAAAGUGAGUGGGAAUGAGAGAGAGAGAGAGAGAUAAUUAGGUAUGCUUAUUGUCCCGUAAUGUUUAAGGACAGUGUACUUUGCGUGAGUGCAUGCAGGACUCUGGCAAGACUAGCUAUGACAGCAUAACUAAAGGGAGAGCCAGAAGGGAACACAAACAUGAAAGUGCCCUGGGACAUUUGGCAGCCAGCCACUCCACCAUCAACAAACAUGGGUGAAUGUGUGUGUGACAGCAUCCAAACACCCAGUUCACCACAACACUAUAUCCCUGUGAACUGUCUAGAUCUGAUCUUUUAAAUAAAGAAAAACUAUUCGCAAAUAGCUUGACUAAACAAAUAUAUUUUCAGCCUGGACUUAAACACUCAGAGUCCCGAACACUAAUUGGAAUGCUGUUCCAUAAAGCUCUUCCCCCUACUGUAACCUUCGCUAUUUGAGGUACCGACAAAUAGCCUGCACCUUUUGAUCGAUGUAGGUGUGGCGGAUCGUUAAAAAGCAAAAGUUCACUCGGGUACUGUGGUGCGAGACCAUUCAGUGCUUUAUCGGUCAAUAGUAGUAUUUCAUAAUCAAUGUGAGAUUUCACGGGAGCCAGUGCAGUGUUGAUAAGAUCGGGGUGAUGGGGUCGUAUCUUCUGGUUCUAGUAAGGACUCUAGCAGCUGCAUUCUGGACUAACUGGAGUUUGUUUAUACUCCUACUGGAACAUCCAGACAGUAAGGCAUUACAGUAAUCUAGCCUAGUGGUGACAAAUGCGUGAACUAAUAUUUCUGCAUCAUGUAAUGACAUUAUAUUUCUAAUCUUAGCAAUAUUUCUGAGAUGAAAGAAGGCUAUCCUAGUAAUAUUAUCUACAUGAGCAUCAAAUGAAAGACUAGAGUCAAUAAUCACACCAAGGUCUUUGACUGCUACACAUGAUGAAACAGAAAGGCCAUCCAGAGUAACUAUGUAAUCAGAAAGCUUACUUCUAGCUGUCUCUGGUCCUAGUAGAAGUAUUUCUGUCUCGUCAGAAUUAAGUAAAAAGGAAGUUAAUAAGCAUCCUGUGUCUAAAUGAGAUGAAAGGCAAAUAAUUAAUUAGAAUAUUUACAUUGGGGUUACUCUUUCUAAAUUUACACUAUAUGGACAGAAGUAUGUGGGCACCUGACCAUUAUGCCCAUAUGUGCCCAUUCCAAAGCCAUGCAUCUUCAUGGACUUCCCAUUGUGCACAGGGACAUUGCCAUGAUGAAAUGGGUUUGGGCCCAUUAGUUCCAGUUAAAGGAAAUCGUAAUUGGUCUGUACAGGAUUUUUUUUCCUGAUUGUUGCAGCCAAAAAUGCUUGAUUUUGCUGCAGCUUUUUUUUUUAACGUAAUUGUUUUGCACUGUCUGUUUUGUCGGUAACUGAGACCUUUUAGCUGUACAGCACAUGUGAAUCAAAGAGGCAUCUUGGCCCAAAUCUGUGGAAAAUCUGAGGUAAUUUAAAAAAAUUGUAAGCUGUGAAUAUUGCGGAGUCUGCUUGAUUUUGUUACUUCCUACGAUCAUAAAAUUGCAAAAAAAUCCUGGAGGGGCUGAUUAAAGCUACAGCAUACAGAGACAUUCUUGACAAUUGUAUGCCUCCAACUUUUGAGGCAACAGUUCAUGGAAGGCCCUCAUAUGGGUGUGAUUUUAAAACACUGAUGCUUGCCUGUAAAGGCAAAAAAUGUACCAACACCCACUUAACUCAAAGCUCUUAUCACAGCCCCCACUGCACCUAGCUCCCUCCGAUCCUAUAGGGAGGAUGCAUCCAGACUCUUAUCUGUUCUGGCACCUAGGUGAUGGAAUGAACUUUCCCUAGAUGUCCAAACAGCUGAGUCACUGGCAGUCUUCAAAUGAUGUCUAAAGACCUACCUCUUCCUGAAGUACUAAAAUUAGCACUUUAUUUAAAAAAAAUGUUGUAUGUGUGUUUCUUACUAUAUUACGUCCUCAACAGAGUUUUUAGACUGAUGGUACUAUUAGACUUAAAAGCACGUCUGUAAGUCGCUCUGGAUAAGGCCGUCUGCCAGAUACUAUAAAUGAAAUGUCUACCAAAUAUGUGAAGUUUUAGCUUUUGUUCUUAAAACAAAUAUUUGAUUCCGUGUUCCCAGCUUAAUAAUAAUUCAUUAAACCUAGUUUUCAUACAUUUCCAAGAUAUAUGACUCCAGAUUGCUUAAUCAAUACUGCCUCAAGUAAAAUCAUGUAAAUCAAACACACUAGUGGCACUUUUUUCCCCAUGUUUUGAGCUCUAGAGAGUGAAUGAGAUUGCUUUUAUUUACUGCUCGUCCGAUCCUAGCUCGUUCUUGCUCCCUCUCCCCAUGAGCUUUGUUAAUGCCAUUGGUAAAUUGGAAACAAGGGGUGUGUACACUGUAUGGUGUGAGAUAUGUGUGUGUGUAUGUAUAUAUAAUAAUGUUAUAUAAAUAUGCUGCUUUUUCUGUCACAGAUGAGACAAAUUUGCUUGAGCUGUCCUCAUUUACCUGGUUGGGGUGCUAUCAUAUCACCUAUGUGUCGGAAUCUCUAAAUAUCAUGGCUCUCAGUCAAUAUUUAGAGAAGUCCACGCUCCAUUACUCACUGCAUGAUGCACAAAGCAGUAUGCCUAAGCAAUACUGGCAAGCAGUUAAGUACGGUACUAUGCCAUUUGCGACAUGGCCCAAGUAUUUGGAACUAUGAACAUAUGUUCACUAUCCAGUUUAUUAGGAACCCCUGCACAUUCAUGCGGUUAUCUAAUCACCCUAUUAUUAUGAUUUGUGCAAAAAAUCAUGCAGAUUCAGGUCAAACGCUUCAGUCACAUCAAGCAGGGUGAAGAGAAAGUCUGAUCUCUGUGACUUUGAUCAUGGGUAUUGGUAAGAAAUGGGCUGGUUUCAGCAGUUCAGAAUCUGCUGACCUCCUGGGAUUUUCACACACAGUGGUCUUUAGAGUUUACACAUAAUUGGGGGGGGGGGGACAACAUUGAGUGAGUGACAGUUCGGUGGGUGGAAAAGCCUUGCUGAUAGAGAUCAGAGCGAAAUGGCCAGAUUGGUUUGAGCUGCCAGGAAGGAUAUAGUAAUUCACAUAAGCACUCUUUACAAUCGUGGUGAGAUGAAAAGCAUCUCAGCUCGCACAAAACUUCAUAUCACGUGGUAUCGGAUAUUAGUAUAGGUUGGUAUUCUUUAUGAGCACAUUAUUGGACCGAUACCUGAUAUCUGUGUCAAUGUAGUCACCGUUAUUGAUUACCAAGUGAAAGAACAACACCUUUUGCUUUCUUGGAGGGAGUUUGAAAUACUGAAAAAUCCAGUGACGCGCACACACACAUGCCUCCAGUCAGUCUUGCCUAAUAUUUUAGUGCGGGGGGCUCCAGGAAUAGCCAGCCUGGUCAUAACCACCAAUAGACAUGUAACCUGAGGAGGUCUCUUAUGAAGCAAAAGCAACUAGUCAUAGUGAUAAUGGGUUAUAUACACACAUCACAUGAGGUUUUUUUUUUACGCUAAAGGUUUCAUAGACGAGUUUUAAUAAGGUGUCAAGCCACUUGAAGUGGUGUCCCUAAAUAAUGUUUCACAUCCACACACACAGGCUGCUUAUUGUCGAGCCCUGCUGCCUUUACUUCAUCAUAGACCUUCUCAGGUUACUUGCUGCUCAUUUGAGACUCAGCAAACCACCAAGUAGGUUAUUUCUGGAGCCCCUGUCACUAAAAUACAACCCCAAUUCCGAAAAAGUUGGGACAGUAUGGAAAAUGUUACUAAAAACGAAGAGGAGGGAUUUGUAAAUGUACUUGUAAUUAAACAACAAAAAAACCCUUAAAGACAAGGUAUUAGAUGUUUUACCUAAUCAGCUGCAUAGUUUAUUUAAAGAUUUGUUUAUUUUGAAGUUAAUGCAUGUAACCAUGUUCCAAAAAAGUUGGGACAGGGGCAAUUUAGGACUAAUAGUGAUGUGACGAGUUGAAGUAAGAAGGCAAUCGUCUACUCAUGGUAUAUAAGGAGCCUUCAGAAAAGGCCCAGUCUUUCAAGAGCAAGGAUGGGUCGAGGCUCGCCAAUCUGCCAACAGAUGCGGCAGCGAAUAACCCAACACUUUGAGAACAACAUUCCCCAAAGAUAAAUCAGUAGGAUUUGGGGCAGUCCACCUUCUACUCUGCACAAUAUAAUUGACCGAAUUCCUUGAAUCUUUAAGUCUCUGUGUGUAAAGGGCAAGGCUGAAAACUAAUGCUGGGUAUUUCAACCAAUUUGGCGAUUUGAUCCUUAUUUAUAUGGAUUCAAUUCGAUUUCUGUUCGAUUCAGUAUAGAUUAGUUAUCAAUAUUUCAUUUAAAAUGGUAGUUUUGCAGACAUGGAAUCCAUAUUUUAAUAUAAAUGCUUUUAACUGAAACCCUCCUACUUGGCUAUAUUACGGAAAUACACAUUUACAUUAACAAUCAGGACCACACAAUUACGUUUAAUUACUUUUUCCUUUUACUUUGAGUAACAAACAUUGUUAACUAGAAAUCAUAAAUACGUGCAUACAAUGCACACAAGGUAAGCACAAACUGCACAAUGCACAUUACUGUAAAAAAUUAAAUAAAAACAUUGUAAAUAUGCAACAGUGAAAUUCAUUAACAACUUUGUUGACCUCAUCUUAACGUCACUGCCUUUGAACAUGAAAUACUUCCACACAUCAGACUUUAAUUUCACCGGCGCUGGCUUCAAAUGCCUACCAUGACUUCCGCCAUGAUCCUCUGUUUUUUUUUGUUUUGUUUUGUUUUAAGUGGAGCAACUCGAAAGAUGGUGACAUCUUCAGGACGAGAGGCAAAGUACAGAGAACAUUCAUAUCCUCUCAAGUAAAUCACGCACAUUAAGAAUCGAUUUGGGGAUUUCCCAAAUCAUCGUUUUUUUAAAUUGAAGGUCAAUUAAAAUCAGAGAAUCGAUAUUUUUUACCCAGCCCUACUGAAAACCACUUCUGAAUGCACAUAAUCUCCAAUCCCUCAGACCUCACUGUCUUAAAAACCGUCAUGAGUCUGUAAUGGAUAUCCUGACAUGGGCUCGGGAAUACUUUGAUAAACCUUUUCAGUCAAUAUUAUUCGCCGCUGCAUCCACAGAUGCAAGUUACAGCUUUACUGUGCAAAGCAGAAGCCAUACGUCAACACUGUCCAGAAGUGCUGCCGACUUCUCUGGACUCGGUCUCAUCUGAGAUGAACAGUAGCACAGUGGAAUCGUGUUUUGUUGUCCGAGGAGUCAACAUUUCACGUAGUUUUUGGAUAAAACAGUCGUUGUGUUCUUCGGGCCAAAGAGGAAAAGGAUCAUCCAAGCUGUUAUCAGCGUCAGGUCCAAAAGCCAGCGUCUGUCAUGGUAUGGGGGUGUGUCAGUGCCCAUGGCAUGGAUAACUUGCACAUUUGUGAGGGCAUCAUUAAUGCAGAAAGAUAUGUACACAUUUUGGAGCAACAUAUGCUGCCAUCCAGAGUAGGACAACGCCAAACCACAUUCUGCCCGGAUUACAAGUGCAUGUUUGCAUGAGCAGUGAGUGCAGGUGCUAUCAUGGCCUGCCUGCAGUCCUGACCUGUCUCCAGUUGAGAAUAUGUGGUGCAUUAGAAGCAUAAAACGAAGGCAACGAAGGCCCCGUAAAUUUGUGCAGCUGAAGAAAUGCGUAAUGGGUGGGUGGAGGAAAAAUUCCACUUGCUAAACUUAACCAACCGGUGUCUUCCACACCCGAACGCUUAAUGAGUGUUAUUAAAAGAAAAGGUGAUGGUACACAGUGGUAAACAGUCGACUGUCCCAACUAUUUUUGGAGUAUGUUUCAGUCAUCAGAUUUUAAAUGAGUGUAUAUUUUAAAAGAAAAAAAAGUUCACAAAGUUAGAAAUCAAAUGUUAAUAUGUUGUCAAUAUAGUACAGGGUGAAUUGACUUUUCAAAUGCCUUUUUUUUUUUUGGUUGCAUUUUCCAUACUGUCCCAACUUUUUCGGAAUUGGGGUUGUACCAUGAUACCUGAGCACAGGAAGUGUUGGUGAUGGAGAAUAUUGGAGGCUGGCCAUUUCCUGUCCAUUACAGUAGGGAUAGAAUUUGAGGAUUUUUGGUAGUAAUCUGAAUCGGAAAUGCUUCUCUUGUAUAUUUUGUUCAUCCCAAAGUGUCGGCCUGGAUGUCUUAAGGCAGUGAAUUGAGAUCCUAAUUUGACGCCACAAAAAUUUCUGCCAUGUUUUAAGCUGUUUAACAAAUCUAAAUGUAAAUAUCAGGGUAUGAAAGCUGAAAUUCUGAUCCAUCUCAUUCAUUUUUUGAUUUCAAAGUUUGGGCUCAAUGAAUAACAAAAAAACAAACAAAAGAAAUGGCCUUGCCUUUCCAAUAUGUUUUGAGGAGACUAUAUAUACUGGCAUGGGAACAUCCCUCUUAGGCAGACCCUCAUCUCUCCAACUCUGUUUUGGUUAGGGUUCAAGAUUAAGAUAACUUUCACACACAAGUGAAUUCUGGAGAUAUGCCAGCACAGAUUUUUCCCCAAACAACUGUUCCAACCUGCCAUCUCCCAGGAGAGAUUAUAUGUUGCUUAAGGUGUGAUAUUAUCAUUUAUCUGACAGUUGCUCCUAAAAAAUGUCUUAAUUUGAGUCAUAUGUGGGUUUUAAACAAAUGAUAAUCAUGCAAUACAUGGAAUUCGGAGAACCUCUGUACACGGCUUUUCUCUUCAACACUCCUUUACCAAGCCUUUAAAAAGCAAUGGUCUUUUUCUUAAUGCAGCAUGUCUUUAGCUGGGUUUGAUGUCCCCAGUCCUAAAAAAUCAGUGUGUAAUAUGAACAUGCACAUUGCUUUAGGUAUAACCUUUUUGAGUGGGAAAUAGUAAAAUACUAACCAAAGCAGAUUGAUUAAGACCUUGAUGACUCCAAUCAAACACUCCUAACAUGUGAUGGCUGACCCAAAGUAAUUCUAUUGGUCAUAACAGAAUUAGGCUGUAUAGAGCUUCAGGAAGAAAAUAGGCUACGGUCAUUGGACAUGUGGAUUUUUGUAUCUAUUUUCUGAGAAAGAAAACUAUUUCACGAUUUUUAUUUUAUAUAAACAAAAGAGGGAUUCCAUGCAAAAUUCAGGAGAAAUAAGUGUCAACAAAGGGAACAUUACAUUUUAAAUUGCCAGUUAAAUCUGAAUUUUAACUUUCCACACUUAGUUAAUUCUUUGUCCCUGUUUCAUUACUUUCAUACAGAAGUUAUCUAUGCAGCCAUGAAGGACAGAUUUCUCACCCAAAAUGCAAGAUUUUCUCAUUAGUGCUUCCUAAUUAUGGCAAAAGUGUUAAAAAAUAAAAUAAAUAAUUAAUUAAUUCAGCAGCAUUGGUGUAAAAAAAAAAAAAUUAAAAUAAAUAAAUUCUGCAGCAUAUAAUGUCAUAGAUAUUUGAAACAUAAAUCAUUUUUAAAUGGCACACAUCUGACGGUAUAUAUGCUUUGAAAUGCUACACUAUAUGGCUACAAAUAUGUGGACAUCCUUCUUAAUUCAGGUGUUUCAGCAACACCCACUGCUAACAGAGGCAUAAAAUCAACUGCAUAGCCAGGCAGUCUCCAUUAAUAAACAUGGUAGAAUGGGUUGUACUGAAGCUCAAUGACUUUAAACAUGUUACUGUCAUAGGAUGCUGCCUUUGCCCCAAGCCCAUUCCUGAAAUUGUUGCCCUGCUAGAUCUGCCCCUGUCAAAUGCAAAAGCUAUUAUUAUGAAAUGGGAGUGUCUAGGAACAACAUCAGCUCAGCCACAAAGUUAUUAAACCACAUAAACUCACAGAGCAGGCCCACAGAGUGCUGAAGCAUGUAGCACAUAAUCGCCUAUCCUCUUUUGCAUCACUCUCUACAGAGUUUUGAACUGCCUCUGGAAGCAGCAUCAGCACUAGAAAUGUGUGUUUAGAACUUCAUGAAAUGGUUCUCCAUGGCUGAGAAGCUAUACACAAGCUGUACCUAAGAUCAUGAUGCACUGCCAAGCAUUGGCUGGAGUGGAGUAAAGCAUGUCGUCUCUGCACUCUGGAGCAGUGGAAACAUGUUCUGUCUCACACGUCACUGUCUGGCAGUCUGAUGAAUGAAUCUGGGUUUGGCAGAUGCCAGGAGAACGUAAAGUGUAAUGCUAAUGUUACAGCAUACAAAGACAUUUUAGUCAACUGUAGGCUUCCAUUUGUGUGGUAACAGUUUGAGGAAGCCCCUUUCCCGUUUCAGCAUGACUGUGCCAAUCUGCAUGAAGUUCAUAAAGUUAUAAACAAAAUCCAUGAAAACAUGGUUUGAUGAGUUUCUUCAUUGAUCACCAUUUCUUCAUAUAUUUUGUCAUGAAUGUUAUUCCAGGUCUGCGAAUCAUUUUGGUCCUCAGUAAAAUUGGCUGCAAGUUGGAGAACUGAAGGCACUUUAAAUGAAAUGUACAUACACCUGAGUAAACAUAUUUGAUAGACAUGCAGGAAAAACACAAACCAUCUGUAAAGUUGCAAAUGCAAAUUAAAGUAGUGGUAUAUUUCAAGUGACAAAAGAGCCAAAUGGAAUCAGAAAGGAGGAUACUUUGCACGUACUCUGAAAAUGCAGUGCUGUGAAAAAGUAUUUGCCUGAUUUCUUGUGUUUUCUUUUAUGUAUAUCUCGUACUAAAUAGUUUUAGAUCUACACGUGAAGCACAACAUAAACAAAUGCAACCUGAGAAAACACACAAUACAGUUUUUAUUUAUUUUUUAUAUUGAAGCAAAAAAAGUUGUCCAAGACCUAUCACCAAUUGCCCCUUCACUGAAACCAAACGUUUCUGAUAACUGGAGAUCAGUCUUUCACUUGCUUCAAGUACUAGGACUUACUCCUAGGCUUUGGAUCAUUGUCUUGCUGCAUAAUCCAGUUGCACUUGAGUUUCAACUUACGGACAACCGAUUUCCAAACAAAUCCUUCCAUCCUGGCCUAAGACCAAGAUGGUACUUUCCUUUGCACGUUUUAAAAAAAUUUUUUUUAAAGGCUCCCAAAGUAUGAAUUUAGUCAUGAUUGUGCAGAUCAUUUGAAUGCGUAAAGGUUAGGUUAAAUGCAAGUGUAAUAGAGUGCUAAUGGAUCAUAUUGAGAUUGAGAGUAGAGCUUCACACACGUCUGCUAAUGAGCUAAUCGCUGCAAGUUUUGUUCAUGUAUUGUGGCUACAUCUAACUUCAACAAGUUUGAUAUGGACAGAGCUAGCUCAGCAGUUAGGAUUGUGCUGCAGAUUAGACGUUUGAGCGUUCAUAUUCCAGCACUAUACCUAUAGACUGCAACUGUUGAUGAUGCAGAUGAAAAAGACCCUUAGCCCUGAACUAUUAUCUUAAUACUUCUCUGUAAAAUAGAUUCAAAGGUCAUUUAGUAAUUUUCCCGUUGCUGAGUGAACCUUGCUCCAUGGAGAACUCUGCCUGUUUAGACCACGAUUCCUCUUCCCAGUGUUGGCAUGUGAAUUCAGUUAGAGCUCAUUUACUCUCAGAUCAUAUUAAAUGUGCAGAUGGUUUCCAAAGGGAGCCAGUGUUCAGUUUUGCCUGUACUAAUGCGGAGAGUGCUGACAUUCAGUAGUCUACCUUAGAGAUUCUUCCAUGACUUUAAAAAAAAAAUAAAUAAAAAAAUAAAAAUUCCAGACUAAGUACGAGUACAUGGUUUUUUUGGUACCGGUCAAUACUGUGAAUAACCUACUUAAUUUUACUCAAACAAUUGCGUUAUGGAACAUUUCCGAUUUAGGUCUGUUCAUGUAGGUUGCUGAACUGUAUGGAUUGCCAUCAUUAAUGGUAAAAUCACUGUCAUUUUUUGUCCUCUGUUCAUUAGUGUGACUGCGUACACUAGACACUUGUCAUAUAGGGUGUGUCUCAGCCAGCUCCCUUGUUCAGUAGGUAGUGAAUCGGUAGUUCAGUAGGUAGUGAAUACGAGUUUGGGUAUUGAUAAGGACCCUGGAUCACUAUACAUUGGGACACACUGAUAACUCAAUUUCCGACGACAUGGCUACGUACUCGUGUUGUAAAACUUCACUGAAAAUUUUUGAAAUAUUUAAAUUUUAAAUGUCAUAAAAAUUUGUUAGCUUAAUCACACACAUUUCUGCCGUAAUAUGUCAAGCAGGAUAAUGGGAAAGCUAGUGGAUUAAAAAGAAAAAAAAAAAAUUAAUAAACACUCAAAAGUCAUUAGACUCAGACAAACCGUAUAUAGAACGUUAAAUAAAUUUUAAAAUUGCUAACAUAAGUAAUCAUUUGAGAGUUACAACAGCACUAACAAGCUACUUACACUUGUAGACAAAGUUGGCUAAGAGUUCGUCCACGUUAUUUGUUCGUUAUUUAUUUUUUUUUUUUGAGCUGAGAGGCUUCAGAAAACAUGUCAUCAUUUCCAGGAAGGGAACAUAGUGAGCAUCGAUGCUCCCUGGUUUUUGAGGCGCAUUGUGGGAUGUUUUUAGGGAGCGAACGUUCCAGUGCACUGGAAGGAUUUUGCGAUUGAGACAGUCCUUAAAAUUGCUGACUACUGAACUAGGGAACCGGUUGAGACGCCCCCAUCAUAUCACAUCGUAUUGGAUGUUGAUAUCGGAACAUAUUUACGUAAAUGAGCUUUAUAUCGGAUAUCGACAUUUGUAUUAUUGCAUUGUAGCAGUCCAUGUUGACAAGUCUGAUUUGAGUCACAAGCACCUGAUUCUGCUCAUGCAUUGGUAGUCAUUCAGUUACCUGCCCCUAGGAGAAGGAACUAGAGAACUAUGCUUCCUUCAUUAUUCUUUCUCAAACAGUUGAAUUAUUGAGUGCCACGAGUAAAUCUCUUUAAUGGAGGAGUUGCUUAGAUUUCUGACAGCUGUUUGGACCUCUGUAGCUUGUGUUUGUGUUCUGUGUAUAUGCAUCGAAUGUGUUUUGCUUGUUUUAUUGAGCCUGGGAAUGUCCCACUUUGUUUGGAUGAUAUUGGAGUGCCUUAUCUGUUCGUUUGUUGUCUUUGUGGGGCCACUUUGGGUUCUCACGAAAACUCGGUCUCCUCAUUGGUGUCUAUCUAUCUAUCUAUCUAGUAUUACUUGAGAGAGAUUGACAAAUGGACGGAUAGAUAGCCAUUAUAUUAAAUAUAGAGUUAUAUUAAAUAUAGAGUAAUGUAUAGGCCUAAUGCAUAUAGUCAUGCUUUCUAAACUAUGUAAUGAAUUCCAGAGUUCUAGUGUUUGGGAGGAGUGAAUUUGUGAGGCGUCAGAGAACUGCUUUCCGAGAACUCCACUGUGUUGUUGCGUUCAACGUAUUAGAUGAGCUCUGUUCGGCAGCUGACGCUGUAGUUCGCACUGUUGGUGGAGCGCAGAAGGAGACUCAUUUCUUCCGGCUUUUACACCUGAGUUGUAAACUUUCCACCAGUAAGAAAUAAUGACUGCCAUUAAUUCACCACCGGACAAGUAUAAUGCUGUGUGGAUUAUCUUUUUCAUCCUGGGGCUGGGAACGCUUCUGCCAUGGAACUUCUUCAUGACUGCCACCAUGUACUUCACCAGCCGUCUCAGAGAUCCUGCUCCAGAUGCAGAUGCCCUGAACAAUACCCACAAUGGCACAUUGAUAGAAGUUGACACACGUAGCGUCCUGGAAUCGAAGUUCAACAACAUGAUGACCCUGUGUGCCAUGGUGCCGCUGCUCCUCUUCACCUGCCUUAAUUCCUUCAUCCAUCAGAGGAUUCCUCAGAAAUGGAGGAUCUCCGGCAGCCUCUCUGUGAUCCUGGUGGUGUUUCUGAUCACUGCAGCGUUGGUCAAGGUGGACAUGGCACCUGUGCCCUUUUUCACCGUCACCAUGAUCAAAAUCUGCUGCAUCAACUCUUUUGGUGCCAUUUUGCAGGGGAGUCUCUUUGGGCUGGCAGGACUGCUCCCAGCUUCCUAUACCACUCCUAUCAUGAGUGGCCAGGGGUUCGCUGGAUCAUUUGCAGCCACUUCCAUGAUCUGUGCAAUCGCCAGUGGCUCAUCACUGAAGGACAGUGCUUUUGGCUACUUCAUCACUGCCUGUGUUGUAAUUCUUCUGGCCAUCGCUUCUUACAUUGCCCUGCCCAAAAUGGAAUUCUUCAAGUAUUAUGCAGACACCAGUAGCCCCAAGCCUUCCAGUGAUGAGGAAAACAAGAUGGACCUGUUGAACAAAGAUGCUGCUGUUACAGAAAUCCCUGGGGAGAAGACAGUUGGGAGUCUGACUGAAGAGGAGACCACACAUACCGUGUCUGUGUUUGCCAUCUUUAAAAAGAUUUGGGUGAUGGCCCUUUCAGUGUGUUUUGUUUUUACCAUCACUAUUGGAAUAUUCCCUGCUGUGACUGUGGAGGUCAGGUCCUCUGCGGCUAAAGGAGGUGCUUGGGAGAAAUACUUCAUUCCCGUGUUCUGCUUCUUGCUUUUUAACUUAAUGGACUGGGCUGGACGAAGCUUAACUGCAAAGUGCACAUGGCCUGGUAAAGACAGCAAAUUGCUGCCUGUGCUGGUGAUCCUCCGUGUCGUAUUCGUCCCCUUCUUCGUUCUGUGUAACGUGCAACCCAGGAACAACCUGCCCGUUGUGUUCGCCCAUGACGCGUGGUACAUCGUUUUCAUGAUCCUCUUCUCGUUCAGCAACGGCUAUCUGGCCAGCCUGUGCAUGUGCUUCGGACCUAAGAAAGUGGCCCAGCAUGAAGCAGAGACAGCCGGAGCCAUCAUGGCCUUCUUCCUGUCUUUGGGUCUGGCGCUGGGAGCUGCGCUGUCCUUUGGCUUCAGGGCAAUGAUCUAGAACCUUUUACUCGGUAUAGCACUUUCUGUGGGGAAGGACAGAAACAUUACCAGACUGCUGAACUGCCAUUUGGAAACGCGCAGAUUUCGAUUUUAACCAAGCUUCGGAGUUCAACAGAACUACCGCUCUGCCUAUGCAGAAAAAUAUCACUUAUUCAGAAGAAGAUGUUCUUGGCGUCCAUGUGUUCAUGGAAACCUGGGACAGACAUGGUGAUGGAAAGAGAACUAUUCACCACAGAGUGUUCAAUCAAAAAGCCAUCGUGUAAGCCAAAAAAGCAAUUUAUUAGCUUGUAUUUUUCCACUCGUUCUUCCUGGGGUUGGUUAUUGAUUUUGGUUUUAGUACUUUUCUUCAGUUUGAAAUAGUAAUAGAAGGAUCACGGAAUCAUUUGUUUAUAGAAUGUGUUCCGUUGUAUUUUAGUCUUUUAUAUUUAACAUUGUUAUUUUUAAGAAGUGAUGGUAUUAAUAUAGAACCUCGCUUAAAAAAAAAAAAAAAACAACAACAAGGGCAGUACAUUUAUAUUUAUUCAUUUAGCGGACGCUUUUAUCCAAAGCGACUUACAAAUGAGGAAAUACAAGCAAAGCAGUAGUUUCUUACACUACUUUAACAGGAGUCGUGCUUGUGCUGAUGAAGAAACAGGCACCAUGUAUAUUUGUCCUGUAACUACAUGUGGUCAGUUGAAACCACAGAUUUAUUUUUAAUGGAUUUAAAAUUGUAUUUUUUAAAAUUUUUUUUUUUUUAUGUGUAUAACAUAUUGGUUUAGUAUAGGUGUUUUUGUUUGGUUUAGUAAUGAAGAGCAUAAAGCUUUAAUGGAGUACUGGAACUUUUUUCUUUUUUCCCCCCAAUUACAUCAUAAUGUUUGGGGUAAAUACAUUUAUGUAAUUAGUAAAUAAAAUUUUAAGAGCUGGGA
This is a messenger RNA of Ictalurus furcatus (blue catfish), 14204 nucleotides long. It is a transcript of the gene slc29a1a, whose product is annotated as solute carrier family 29 member 1a. The coding region runs from base 11942 to 13297 and encodes 451 amino acids. The transcript has 13 exons. Gene Ontology annotation, cellular component: plasma membrane. Gene Ontology annotation, molecular function: nucleoside transmembrane transporter activity. NCBI's taxonomy places the organism in Eukaryota, Metazoa, Chordata, Actinopteri, Siluriformes, Ictaluridae. The record is from RefSeq and is a predicted model, not a curated record. Gene Ontology annotation, biological process: uridine transmembrane transport; nucleoside transmembrane transport.